AUGGAUUCUCACACGCUCCGUUCCUUAGCGCUGCGCAUCGCACCUGCAAACACCAGAAUACUAUGGAUACUCCAGUUUGGAUGUAAUGUAUGUUGUACGUUUGUUAAUAUAGUACAUUUGCGAUGCGUUAUGCGGCAUAGUCGGCGUUAUACUGACGGCGGGCCGCGUCGCCGGCCGCUCCUGCAUUGCGGCGCGCAGUCGCACUCGCUCGCGCAUGACCUUGGCAUUGAACUUGGCAUUGGCUCGGCGCGGCGGGGGAGAGGCGUGGGCGGGGGGCUCCGGGAUGAUGCACUGGCAGCUGCACCGCCCCGCCCGACCCCACCGGCUACAUAUAAACCACCAACCCUUUCGCCAUUUUUAAAGUGCCAGCCUCAUAUAUAA
Messenger RNA from Danaus chrysippus (African queen), 381 nucleotides. The record is from the annotation of a GenBank genome assembly. Lineage: Eukaryota; Metazoa; Arthropoda; Insecta; Lepidoptera; Nymphalidae.